ACUAUUCGUGCGUGGGAAUAUCACACCAACUCAUACACUGCGCCCGCUCUCUCGCCAGACGCAAUCCCCCCGCCCCGCGGAUCGCUGCCGUCUCGAACCGCCGGCCCAAAAAAUCCAAAAAAGAGAAAGAGGAAAAAAAGCAGCAGCAGACGGAUGGGGCUGGAGAGCAACGGCGUGGUGUCGGCGGCGGGCGAGCAGGGCGGCGGGGCGGCGGGGGCCCUGAAGUUCCUGAUCUACGGGCGGACGGGGUGGAUCGGGGGGCUGCUGGGGCGGCUGUGCGGCGAGCGCGGCAUCGCGUUCGCGUACGGCGCCGGCCGGCUGGAGAGCCGCGCGCAGCUGGAGGCCGACCUCGACGCCUGCCGCCCCACCCACGUCUUCAACGCGGCCGGCGUCACCGGCCGGCCCAACGUCGACUGGUGCGAGCGCCACCGCGUCGAGACCGUCCGCGCCAACGUCGCCGGCACCCUCACCCUCGCCGACGUCUGCCGCGACCGCCGCCUCCUCCUCGUCAACUUCGCCACCGGCUGCAUCUUCGAGUACGACGACCUCCACCCCCUCGGCUCCGGCCUCGGCUUCACGGAGGACGACGCCCCCAACUUCCUCGGCUCCUUCUACUCCAAGACCAAAGCCAUGGUCGAAGAGCUUCUCAAAAACUACGAGAAUGUCUGUACUCUUCGCGUCCGGAUGCCAAUUUCAUCCGAUCUAUCAAACCCACGCAAUUUCAUCACCAAAAUCACCCGGUAUGAAAAGGUCGUCAACAUUCCAAACUCCAUGACCAUCUUAGACGAACUCCUCCCCAUCUCGAUCGAAAUGGCGAAGCGAAACCUCACCGGGAUCUGGAACUUCACUAACCCCGGCGUGGUCAGCCACAAUGAGAUCUUAGAGAUGUACAGGGACUACAUAGACCCAACCUUCACCUGGAAGAACUUCACUUUAGAGGAGCAGGCAAAGGUGAUAGUCGCUCCUAGGAGCAACAAUGAGCUUGAUGUCACCAAAUUGAAGGAAGAGUUCCCGGAACUCCUUCCGAUUAAGGAGUCGCUCGUUAAAUACGUCUUUAAGCCAAAUCAGAAAACAUCCAAGGCUUGAGGACUAUUGGAGACACUCUCUUCCUUUUAGUUAUUUUUAUUUCAAUUUGUUGUGGAGUAGUGUAUUAUUCAUUAAUAAACAUGAAAUGGUGGUUCAUCUCUGGUAAUAGCCUUUGACUUCUUACGUGUAACAGUAUGGAAAGGCAAAAAAAGAUUUAAUGCUGGAAAUUGACACUUUCUGUUUAGUUGUUCUGUCAAUUAAGUUGGGCGAUCUCAGAGUAAUUCCGAUGAUGUGUAAUGUUUUCUUUGUUGUACUAUAACUAGAGUUGGUGUUACUUCUGAAACUAUUUUUAUCAGCUUUUACUUCUUUCA
Molecule: messenger RNA, 1397 nt
Organism: Ananas comosus (pineapple)
Lineage: Eukaryota; Viridiplantae; Streptophyta; Magnoliopsida; Poales; Bromeliaceae
Product: bifunctional dTDP-4-dehydrorhamnose 3,5-epimerase/dTDP-4-dehydrorhamnose reductase
Exons: 2
Coding region: 154-1086 (310 amino acids)
Biological process (GO): S-adenosylmethionine biosynthetic process
Cellular component (GO): methionine adenosyltransferase complex
Molecular function (GO): methionine adenosyltransferase regulator activity
Source: RefSeq, a predicted model, not a curated record